Messenger RNA from Colletotrichum graminicola M1.001, 888 nucleotides. RefSeq names its product aldo/keto reductase. The record is from RefSeq and is a predicted model, not a curated record. The transcript is spliced from 4 exons. Bases 1 to 888 code for a protein of 295 amino acids. NCBI's taxonomy places the organism in Eukaryota, Fungi, Ascomycota, Sordariomycetes, Glomerellales, Glomerellaceae. Gene Ontology annotation, molecular function: oxidoreductase activity.
AUGGCGGCCUCGCUCACGCUCCAGUCCAAGCAGAAGCUCAACAACGGCUACGAGAUUCCCGUGUUGGGAUAUGGCCUCUGGAAGACCCCUCCUGAACAGGCUGAGGAGGUCACCGCUGAGGCCAUUAAGGUCGGCUACCGUCAUAUUGACUCGGCAGCCUCGUACAAGAACGAGGCUGGCGCUGGUGGAGCCAUCCGCAAAGCUAAGGAUGUCCCCCGCUCCGAGGUAUUCUUCACCUCCAAGGUCCGCUACAUCCACUACGAUGGUGCCAAGGACCAGGUAGAGAAGACCUUGAACGAGACGGGCCUUGAGUAUGUCGACCUGAUGCUCUUGCACUGCCCGUAUGGUGGCUCGGCCGGCCGCAAAGGUGCCUGGAAAGCCCUCGUCGAAGCCCAGGAGGCUGGCAAAGUCCGCUCCAUCGGCGUCAGCAACUACGGCGUGCAUCACCUCGACGAGCUUGAAACGCAUAUCAAGGAGCUCGAAGAGGAGCGUGGAGGUCCGGGAAAGGGCGGCGCCAUCAACGUUGCCCAGUACGAGAUCCACCCCUGGUGCGCAAGAAACGACAUUGUUCAGUGGCUGAAGAAGCGCAACGUGGCCAUCGAGGCUUAUAGCCCUCUCGUGCGAGGCGAGAGGUGGGGCGAGAAAGACCUCAAAGCCCUGGGUGAGAAAUAUGGCAAGUCAGAGGCUCAGAUCCUGUUGCGCUGGAGUUUGGAGAAAGGAUACAUUCCCCUCCCUAAGAGUGUUACCCCUUCUCGUAUUCUCGGUAACACGAAGAUCUACGAUUUCCAGCUGUCGGAGGAGGACUUAAAGACCCUAGAGACUGAUGAGUAUGCCCCAGUCUGCUGGGACCCAACUGUCAGCCCCUUGGACGGACCUCAAAGCGGCUGA